GUCUCUUCAUAUUGAAAUGUUUUGUGAAAAGUUUCAACAGCUUUCUAAAGUUUUCAUCUUUAUUAUUGUACUUUGUCUUUAGUUUUCGCUUACUACUUGAUCUCACAGAGCUAGGUUAUCUCGACUGAACUAACGUCUAACCUAAGCCUGCCCGUACGUGUGUAGCGUAUUUUUUUUUUUCUUUCAACUAGCAUAUUAUUUUCAAUCGCUAAUCUCAAAACCUUGCCAAAGUGUGUUGAAAGUGAAUCGAGAUCAAUUACAAUUUCGCAAUCCAAACAAAUGAUAAUUAAUUCGUCACAAUCGUAGAGAAUCAUACUGAUAGCUAAUAUGUGAAGAUUCACAAAUGUUUUCCUUAAAACGAAAAACACUGGCUCAUUUAUAUACAUAAGCAACAUUACACCAAAGAGAUUAGACAGUGGACUUUGAUCUACAAGUGGAAUCGUCGAAAAAAAUGUAUAUAUAAAGCCUCUAAAAUGCAUACAAAUUACUAGAAUCUAUAUAGUUACUUUCAACUUCUCGAUUGUACAUUGCGAUUUAUUAUGUCUAUCAUUACCGAACCUCAGACUAUAAACGGAAAUGCUACUGAUGCGACUGCAGGCCAACAACGAAAUAGGUUACUUAGCAAAAUCAAUUUUGAAUCGCAUAAUUCUCUAAAUCGGGAGGAAUUUUUUGAUUUAACUCCUAGCAUAGGUAGAGAGUACCCACAAGCACAACUUUCCGACUGGAUUACGGCAGAAGACUCAGAUGAACUACUUAAAGAGUUGGCGAUCACGGUUUCAAAUAGAGGAGUUGUUUUCUUCCGAAAUCAAAAUUUAAGCAUCGAAGAGCAAAAGAUCCUUGGACAAAGACUCGGGGAAUUAACAGGAAAGCCCAAAGAAUCUUCGUUACAUAUUCAUCCAGUGAUUAAUGCUGGACGUGAAGGCGUUGAUUCCACAGGUGAAGUAGAUAACAAUGAUAACGAGGUUUCGAUUCUUUCAAAAUCACAACAAAAAACGAUUUAUCCUCCCAAAGCUGAAGCAAAAGCAUUUCGUCCGAAAGCAAGUGCAGGAUGGCAUAGCGACAUAACGUUCGAGCCUGUUCCCGCUGACUAUACAAUUUUGAAGAUGCAGAUACCUUCGAAAAAUGGUGGUGACACAUUAUGGGCAUCUGGACAUGAGCUUUAUACACGAUUUUCUCCUCAUUUUCGUAGGUUCUUAGAUGGUUUAACUGCUACUUAUGCACAACCAAGAUUUAAUCAGUAUGCCAAUGCAGGCGGAUUUAGCAUUUAUGAUGGCCCUCGUGGAUCUCCGCACAACACUGGUGAAAAGCUAGAGGCUGUUCACCCAGUGAUUCGAACCAAUCCCAUAACCGGACUAAAGAGCGUGUUUGCCGUAGGUCAUCAUGUGGAAAAGAUUAAUGAUGUGACAAGUGAAGAAAGUGAAUAUUUGCUUAAUCGAUUUAUUGAAUUAAUUGCUCAUAAUCAUGAUCUUCAGGUUCGCUUUAAAUGGAAGAAAAACGAUUUGGCUAUUUGGGAUAAUCGUAGCGUUUAUCACACAGCUACUUAUGAUGCGGUGGGUCCUGAGCGUGUUGGUAUUAGGGUAGUUGGUAUUGGUGAAAAACCAUACUUUGAUCCGAAUUCUCGUGCGAUUGAUGGGCUUUAAUUCAAAUGACCUAAAAAGGAUCGGAUUUUGCUUAAUACUAAAUUUUCAUUUCUUUCUUUAGGCCUUCUAAUGUCGUUAAGUUCUGAAAUCCUUUAAUAGUCGGGUAGUAAAUUAGCGAUAUUCGUUAAUGUAAAAAAAUAAAUAAAUAAAUAAAAAUCUAUACUUCAUUCUCCUUGUUUUAGAUUAAGUCCAA
Molecule: messenger RNA, 1833 nt
Organism: Schizosaccharomyces cryophilus OY26
Lineage: Eukaryota; Fungi; Ascomycota; Schizosaccharomycetes; Schizosaccharomycetales; Schizosaccharomycetaceae
Product: TfdA family Taurine catabolism dioxygenase TauD, variant
Exons: 3
Coding region: 540-1640 (366 amino acids)
Cellular component (GO): cytoplasm
Molecular function (GO): 2-oxoglutarate-dependent dioxygenase activity
Source: RefSeq, a predicted model, not a curated record